AAAUUGUGUUUGAUCUGGAGAUUUCAGCAAAUCUCUCACACAAUUCUUACAGUGAUGGGCAAUAGGAGUAUUUUUUUUUUUAAAUAUUAUAAUUAUUUUGAAUAAAAAAAAAGUUGCUGUGCUGUUACCUACCCUGCUGAAAAAAGAGCCUAAGAGAUGCCAAGUGGGUACAGGACAAGCUACUUUUUUUUUCUAGCAUAAUACAGGUGUUAAGUCUCACUGACUAAUAUUGUUUAUGUACAUUUACUGGAUAUAAGAAUUUUUUUUAGAAAAUUAGGAACACUGCACCUAUUCUGGGUAGGGCCUUCCUCUGGUCUCAAAACCUCAGAUUCCACAAGAUGUUGGAAGCAUUCCUUUAAAAUUCUGGACCAUGUUGACGUGAUUGCACCAUGCAAUAUCUGCAGACAGUUGUUUUGGGACAACUCAUCAGCUCACUGAAUUCAGGGGUUGCUUUUCAGGGGUUGGGCUCCAUAGUUCCAAUGAAAGAAACUCUUAAUGCUUCAGCAUACCUAGACAUUUUGGACUAUUUCAUGCUUUCAACCUGACUGCAAACCAGUGCACAAAGCAAGGUCCAUAAAGACAUGGAUGAGUGAGUUUGGUGUGGAGGAACUUCACCUCAACCUGAUAGAACACCUUUGGGAUGAAUUACAGUAGAGACUGCAAGCCAGAUCUUCUCGUCCAACAUCAGUGCCUGACCUCACAAAUGCGCUUCUAGAGGAAUGGUCAAAAAUUCCCAUAAACACACUCCUAAACCUUGUGGAAAGCCUUCCCAGAAGAGUUAAGGCUGUAAUAGCUUCAAAGGGUGGGCCAGCUCCAUAUUAAAUUCAUGUGCAUGUAAAGGCAGACGUCCCAGUUUUAGAAUGGCUCACAGUCUCUGCCCUAAAUUCAUCCUAAAGGUAUUCUAUUGGGUUGAAGUGAGGACUCUGCAAUGGUACGCAGUACCAUACACUUAAUUCUUUAUUGCCCCAUUCUGAGUAGACACAGCUGUGUGUGAAAAUUCCAGGAAAUCAGCAGUUAUAGAAACCAGCCAACAAUCAUGCCACAGUCACAAGACCUGCUGCUGUAAUCAUAAAGACCACAAAGGCUCUUAACAUCCUCUCAGCACACUCAAUACCCACUGUUUAAAUGCGUAGCAGUAAUUUUAUCAUUUAUAAACCAAUUAUCUAGUGUUACCCAGAAGAUGAUGCUUGUCUUUUUGUGUCUGAGCUCAGUGCUUCUUCAUGUCGCAGGGAGUUUUUCCUACCCACUGUCGCAUCUGGUUUGCUCAGUGCAAUUAUAGAUUAAACCUACAACCGGUGGUCUGUGCAGCUCAUGGUGACAAAUGCCUAUUAUUAAAAGCGCUACAAAAAUAAAACCUUAAUUGAAUAAUCGAUGAUUCACAUGGUUCUCCCGAUGUGUGAAUGAGUGUACGUUUUUUGUUUUUUUGUUUUUUUCUAGAAAAGGGACAUCCAGACCAUCCUCCUCCUCCUCCUCCUUCAGCGCAUCACUCGUCUCCAGCCAGUGAAGCCUGCAGGUUCAGAGGGCUCAGACUCCUCUGAACAAUGACUGAUUCAGACACUUCAUCCUCAUCUGAUCCCCUUCUGCACAAACCCCAUAGUCCCCUUCCAAUCUCUUUCCCUUUUCUGAGAGGGGGCAGUCAUGUCUGGGAGAGGAAACCACCACAAGUUGGGGAGCCACCUAGCCCACUUCCCACAAAGCGCAAUCGCUCCUACUCUGCUACUGUGAGAUCUAGGUCUGGACCAGUUUUUAAAGGUGUCUGCAAGAACUUCUCUAGAUCCCAGGGGCAUGGUUUCAUUCGACCUACUCAUGGAGGAGAGGACAUAUUUGUUCACAUCUCAGACAUCGAGGGUGAAUAUGUACCAGUGGAGGGGGAUGAAGUGACCUACAAAGUGUGCCCUGUUCCACCGAAGAAUCUGAAGUUCCAGGCUGUAGAGGUGGUAAUCACUAACCUUACACCAGGAGCAAAGCAUGAGACGUGGUCUGGACAAGUUAUCACCUCAUAGCUCAGACAUUUACAUGUAGUUGAAUGAAGAAAAGAAGUUUGGCCAGGACGAAUUCUGACACGGAGAAGGAAAAUACAAAAAGCUUAAAAAGAUGUUAUGUGUAUUUGGAUAGAUUUGGGGCUGUGUAUCAUUUGGGUCAUAAGCUUGGCAAAUAUGUGCUAUAUAAACUUUAUAAACUUUGGAAGGUAUUAGAAGUUAGUUUGGCAGGUCUGACUAAGCGCUUAAAAUGGCAGUAAAAGUAAUAUAAAAACAUAAAGUCUCCAUCUGGUUAGCAUUGACUGUGUGUGUGUGUGUCUGUCUGUCUGUUUUUAUUUAUUUAUGUAUGUAUGUAUGAAUUUAUUUAUUUAUUUAUUUUUGUUUAUUAGGGUGAAGUUGAAUUCAUUAUUUUAAUGCACUCUAACUAUAUACUACGGACAUCCAAAACCGUAAUGUCUUAUAGAUGAACAGUGAUAAUUAUGCUCUUAAUAAUUAAUAUAAAAUAUAAUUUAAAAACUCAAAUUUCUGUAAGUGGAUAUUUUAAUUACCUUUAAUUACAUUAUCAGUCAGGGGUGGACAAAGUACUGAUAAAUUAUAUGUAAGUGAAAGUAUAGAUAAUGUGUUAAAAUCUUACUCAAUUAAAAGUGUAAGAAGUAUCCUGCAAAAAAAUGAAAUCAAUUUAAUGUCAAAUAUUUAGCUAAUAAUUCCCUGGGGUACGCAUCCUGACAUUCCGUUGCAAUAGAUUAUCUAUAUUCCGAAGCACAUGGUUAGCUAUAGCACUAACUACAAUGUGUAACAUGAAAAGAUUGAGGUUUGUAAAGAUCUAAAUAAAAAAAUAUAGCCAGUAAAUGUUUUUGUCUUGUAAAAGUAAUUAGGUAAGGGUAAAAGUAUUCAGUUACAACAACAAAGUUUAAUUACACCAAAAUAAUACUUAAAUAUAUCAAACAAAGUACUACUCAAAGAGACUACUCAAAUAUUGUCCACCCCUGGUCAAAACUGUUUGAGAAUUAUUUAUUUAUUAUUUUUUAAGAACACUGAAAAUGCUCACAGCCUCAUCCAUGUGAUAAUGGGUUCAUUAGUGAAAAGUAGUUUUUUGACAUUGCAUUGUUCGUGUCCUCAACUGUAAAAAACUUCAUUUAAAGAACAGUAAAUUAAAAUAACAAUUCAACAAUGAAUAUUUGACAAAAUACCCCAUGCACAUUCACUCCUUUCCCACCUUUAUUGUAACUGUAGUUUUAUUGUCUAAAAUGUAAUAAAAAUGGUUGUUUGAAUUAA
Molecule: messenger RNA, 3254 nt
Organism: Hemibagrus wyckioides
Lineage: Eukaryota; Metazoa; Chordata; Actinopteri; Siluriformes; Bagridae
Gene: csdc2a
Product: cold shock domain containing C2, RNA binding a
Exons: 4
Coding region: 1542-2003 (153 amino acids)
Biological process (GO): regulation of mRNA stability
Cellular component (GO): cytoplasm
Molecular function (GO): mRNA 3'-UTR binding
Source: RefSeq, a predicted model, not a curated record